CCUAUUUAUGGCCAUCCCCAUCUGCACAGCGAAUAGCACACAGAAAACACAGAAGGAUAACAGAGAUGGCGGGCUUCAACUCAGAGAACACCAAUGGCUUCCACGCCGGAGAGAACGGGGACGCCGGAGAUAAAACGGCCGGAAAAGUUAUCACAUGCAAAGCGGCUGUGGUUUGGGGACCUGGAGAAGCCUUCAAGAUGGAGGAAAUAGAGGUGGAGCCUCCUCAGCGCAUGGAAGUCCGGAUUCGAAUUCUCUUCACCUCGAUUUGCCACACCGACCUCAGCGCUUGGAAGGGCGAGAACAAGCAGCAGCAGGUAUUCCCUCGUGUGCUGGGCCACGAGGCCGCGGGGGUGGUGGAGAGCGUGGGAGAGGCCGUUGAGGACUUGAGACCGGGAGACCGGGUGGUGCCGGUUUUCAACGGCGAAUGCGGGGACUGCGCUGCCUGUUCGUCGGAGAAGACAAAUAUGUGUGCUGUUUAUGCGGUCGAUCCAAUGAGGAGCGUGAUGCGGGCUGAUGGGCGGGUCAGGUUCUUCUGGGUUGGGCCUGACAAAGCCCGGCAGCCCGUUCACCACUUCUUAAACACGUCGACGUUCGCCGAAUACACCGUGAUCGACUCCGCCUGUGCUGUGAGAGUUCCGGCCGACGUGCCGCUCAGCCGGAUGUGUCUUUUCAGCUGCGGCGUCUCUACUGGGCUGGGAGCUGCGUGGAAUACGGCGAACAUCGAGAAAGGGUCCAAAGUGGCAAUCUUUGGUCUGGGUGCCGUCGGUCUUGCUGCUGCUGAAGGCGCACGCUUGAGAGGGGCGGCUCGCAUCAUUGGGGUUGACAUCAAUCCUAAUAAAUUUCUAAAAGGACGAGAAAUGGGCAUCACAGAUUUCAUAAACCCCAAGGAGUACACAAAACCAUCGCACGAGGUGAUAAGAGAAUUGACCGACGGUGGCGUUGACUACAGCUUCGAGUGCUCUGGGAAUCUUGAAGUUCUUCGUGAGGCAUAUCUAUCAACUCAUCUGGGUUGGGGGUUGACUGUGGUUCUGAGCAUUGACCCAUGCCCAAGAAUGCUUCCAAUAUUCUCCAUGGAGCUCUAUGAGAGGAAGAUAGCCGCUGCCGCGUUUGGCGGCUUCAAACCCAAGUCUCACCUGCCGGCUCUUAUCAGCAACUACAUCACUGGGGAGACUAAGAUAAAUUUGGAUGGGUUCAUAUCUCAUGAGAUGCCCUUCUCUGAAAUAAACCAAGCUUUUCAGCUGCUUUCGGAGGGCCAAGCCUUGAGAUGUCUUCUGAAGCUUUGAGUUAAUACACGUGAGGUUUGAGUUGAGGUAUUUUUAUGUAAUAAUAUAUAUUUGCACAGAAUGUCUCUUGGGGUGUUUGAUUAAUAUUUGAUGAAUGUUAAUAUUAAAUAAAAUACAGAUCAAAAUGUUAAUUCCUGCAAAAUUUUAAUU
Phalaenopsis equestris is the source of this 1433-nucleotide messenger RNA. Its product is annotated as alcohol dehydrogenase-like 4. The record is from RefSeq and is a predicted model, not a curated record. Gene Ontology annotation, molecular function: S-(hydroxymethyl)glutathione dehydrogenase [NAD(P)+] activity; zinc ion binding. Bases 66 to 1283 code for a protein of 405 amino acids. Gene Ontology annotation, biological process: formaldehyde catabolic process. Lineage: Eukaryota; Viridiplantae; Streptophyta; Magnoliopsida; Asparagales; Orchidaceae. The transcript is spliced from 10 exons. Gene Ontology annotation, cellular component: cytosol.